AUGUCUACCAACGCCGACCCCCGUGCCUUUCCUUUGGCCAGUUCUGAUGUUACCCAGCAAAUUCUGGAUAUCGUUCAACAGGCUACCCACCUUCGUCAACUCAAGAAGGGUGCUAACGAGGCCACUAAGACCUUGAACCGUGGUAUCUCGGAGUUCAUUGUCAUGGCCGCCGACGCCUCUCCUAUCGAGAUUGUCCUCCACUUGCCCUUGUUGUGUGAAGACAAGAACGUUCCUUACGUCUUUGUUCCUUCUAAGAUCGCCUUGGGCCGUGCUUGUGGUGUUUCUCGUCCCGUCAUCGCUGCCAGCGUCACCUCCAACGACGCCUCGCAACUCCGUGACCAAAUCAACGGCAUCAAGGACGUCAUCGAGAGACUCUUGAUCUAA
This is a messenger RNA of Sugiyamaella lignohabitans, 384 nucleotides long. RefSeq names its product RNA binding protein SNU13 (gene SNU13). Lineage: Eukaryota; Fungi; Ascomycota; Dipodascomycetes; Dipodascales; Trichomonascaceae. The record is from RefSeq and is a predicted model, not a curated record. Gene Ontology annotation, cellular component: small-subunit processome; precatalytic spliceosome; box C/D methylation guide snoRNP complex. Bases 1 to 384 code for a protein of 127 amino acids. The transcript has a single exon. Gene Ontology annotation, biological process: ribosome biogenesis; mRNA splicing, via spliceosome; maturation of SSU-rRNA. Gene Ontology annotation, molecular function: RNA binding.